ACACAAUAAACCCUACGGCUAAACCACCCAUCCAGCCAGCCAGUCGCCCACCGCUCCGUCCGAGCAAGCGCGCCCACCGCCGCACUCCUGCCGCUCUUCCCGCAAAGGCGGCCGAGCACUCGAGCCCCAUGUCCGUUGCAUCCUCCCACCAUCUCCGGCCGUCGCCGUCGCCGGCCGACCCGGCGCUCCGGCCGGGCCGCGCGGCCGCCGCGCGCGUGGCGCUCCGGCCCACCCCUUCGCGCCGUCGCGCUGUCGCGGCGGCGGCCGCGGGAGCGGGAGCGGGAGGCGAGGCGGCUUCCGCCGCCGCCGCAGUGUCGACGGUCGCCCCCACGGCCGCCGCCAGGGACCAGGUGCGGCGCCACACGAUUUCGGUGUUCGUCGGGGACGAGAGCGGAAUGAUCAACCGGAUUGCCGGGGUGUUCGCCAGGAGAGGGUACAACAUCGAGUCGCUCGCCGUGGGGCUCAACAAGGACAAGGCCCUUUUCACCAUCGUCGUCUCCGGGACGGACAGGGUGCUCAGGCAGGUCAUUGAGCAGCUCAAUAAGCUUGUCAACGUUCUGAAUGUUGAAGAUCUAUCUAAAGAACCUCAGGUUGAAAGAGAACUGAUGCUUAUAAAGCUAAACGUUGAACCAGAUCAACGUCCUGAGGUCAUGGUUUUAGUUGAUAUUUUCAGAGCAAAAGUUGUUGAUAUUUCUGAGAACACACUUACCAUGGAGGUAGCCGGAGAUCCUGGAAAAAUUGUUGCAGUGCAGAGGAACCUAAGCAAAUUUGGGAUCAAAGAGAUUUGUAGAACGGGAAAAAUCGCUUUGAGGCGUGAAAAGAUUGGGGCAACUGCCCGUUUCUGGGGAUUUUCUGCUGCUUCUUACCCAGACCUUAUAGAGGCGCUGCCGAAAAAUCCUCUUACAUCUGUAAAGAGGACAGUUAAUGCCAGUUUUGAUCAACCAUCCAAUGCUGGGGGUGAUGUUUAUCCUGUGGAACCUUAUGAGAGCUUAUCAAUGAACCAAGUACUUGAUGCCCACUGGGGUGUUCUUGAUGAUGAUGGUUCAACUGGACUUCGCUCACAUACUCUCUCCAUCCUUGUGAAUGAUUGUCCUGGUGUCCUCAACAUUGUAACAGGGGUCUUUUCUCGCAGGGGCUACAAUAUACAGAGCCUUGCUGUUGGCCCAGCUGAGAAGGUAGGCAUUUCACGUAUUACAACAGUUGUUCCUGGUACUGAUGAGUCCAUUGAGAAGUUAGUUCAGCAGCUUUACAAGCUUAUUGAUGUACAUGAGGUUCAUGACAUUACUCACUUACCUUUUGCCGAAAGAGAACUGAUGCUUAUUAAGGUUUCUGUAAACACUGCUGCUCGGAGGGACAUACUAGAUAUUGCCGAAAUCUUCCGAGCAAAACCUGUUGACGUCUCUGAUCACACAGUUACACUACAGCUUACUGGGGAUCUUGACAAGAUGGUUGCAUUGCAAAGGUUAUUGGAGCCUUAUGGCAUAUGCGAGGUCGCGAGGACAGGACGAGUGGCGCUGGUCCGCGAAUCCGGAGUCGAUUCGAAGUACCUCCGCGGCUACUCCCUUCCGCUGUAGUUUGCCAUCAUAUGUGAUGGCCCAAAUAAAGCAGUUGCUUGCUUGGUUGUUUCGUUUUG
Messenger RNA from Phragmites australis (common reed), 1633 nucleotides. RefSeq names its product acetolactate synthase small subunit 1, chloroplastic-like. The record is from RefSeq and is a predicted model, not a curated record. Gene Ontology annotation, cellular component: cytosol. Gene Ontology annotation, biological process: L-valine biosynthetic process. Gene Ontology annotation, molecular function: acetolactate synthase regulator activity; acetolactate synthase activity. Lineage: Eukaryota; Viridiplantae; Streptophyta; Magnoliopsida; Poales; Poaceae. Bases 129 to 1574 code for a protein of 481 amino acids. The transcript is spliced from 12 exons.